Messenger RNA from Annulohypoxylon maeteangense, 1624 nucleotides. RefSeq lists its product as uncharacterized. NCBI's taxonomy places the organism in Eukaryota, Fungi, Ascomycota, Sordariomycetes, Xylariales, Hypoxylaceae. The transcript has 5 exons. The coding region runs from base 173 to 1282 and encodes 369 amino acids. The record is from RefSeq and is a predicted model, not a curated record.
CGUGACCUUGCGUAACGUGUCUGUUCACGAAGGUUGCCGAUUCGGGAAUUUGAUUCCUGCAUUUGACUAUGUGCGAUAACCUUAUAUAAGUGAUACCUACGAGACAUUCAAAGAUCACAAUACAGGAGCCUUUUUAGAGAAAGGCCAUUUUUUCCUGUGACUGCGCAUAGUCAUGGAUGAUAACAUCAAAGUGGAUACCAAUGUCCUCGAUAUAGAAAUCCCUUGCAUUGUUUUCUUCGUCUUGACCCCCAUAUUCCUGAUCAUACGAAUAUCAUCCCGGCUUAAGACAGGCUCGGGCUUAGGAUGGGAUGAUUAUACCAUCAUAGUUUCAUGGACCUUUGCUCAGAUUGUCUCGAGUCUGUUGAUAGUUGCCUGUAUGCAUGGCUUUGGACAACAUAUCUAUGAGAUUACCGUAUCGGAGCAAAUACUCACGCUUGAGCUCUAUUAUAUUGCGCAAGCAUUCUACAAGCUCACAUUGAAUCUGACCAAGGCAUCUGUUAUCUUAUUGUAUCUCCGCAUAUUCCUUCAGCGAUGGUUUAAGAUCUCAUGCUACAUCUUACUGAGUAUCAUUCUGGGAUACAUGGUGGCGACUUUUGCUUCGUCGAUUUGGCAGUGUACCCCCAUCAGCAGAGCAUGGGAUAAAUCCAUACCAGGGACAUGUAUCAGCAUUACUGGUAACUGGUACGCGAAUGCUGGUUUUUCGAUAGCUACGGAUAUUGCGAUACUCGUGUUGCCAAUGCAGCCAAUCUACCGAUCCAGUCUUCCAACGAAGCAGAAAUGGGCGUUGAUAAUCGUUUUUGCUCUAGGCAUCUUCGUCACAAUAACAAGUAUAUUGCGAAUGCAGACGCUUAAUUUCUCUUCCACCAGUUCCGAUCCCACUUACGACGUUGCUUCCUCCACUUGGACAGUCAUCGAAGAAAAUGUUGCUAUUAUCUGCGCAUGUCUGCCCAUGUGUAAGGGGCCUCUCAACUAUAUGUUUCCAUCGAUAUUUGCCUCGCCUCCGAGACGCGUCUCAGCCGGCUUUAAACCAAGCCAGCAUUCGAACAGUUCUAGUCGUAGUUAUUGGGCCCCGAUGCGGGGAGACAAAGAAAUACUAAGUACGCGCGUAACUCGUGUUGAGUGUCGAAAACACUCUACAGGCGGUACCAGCCAGGAGUAUAUGUUAGAAACCGGUUACUCGGGGGACCAGGUCAGCGAUAUUGAAGAAGCUCGGGGUAUUCGGAAGGUUAUUCAAUAUGACAUAACAGUACAGACAUCAGGGGGUAGUAUAGAACCUGUUUGAAGGAUCUAAAUGAUGAGAUCAAUGACUUGAGGUACGUAGAAAAUUGUAUAUACCUGCUACCUGUCUAUGGAUUUAUAGAGUAUGUCCAAAUAAUUAUCACAACCUUAGUGGUGAAAGAUGAAAAAGGGGCCCCCUUUUAUGAGGGGUGCUACACCCCGCACUCAAGUCGCGCCAAGCUGACUAAGUGAAAGCGGGGUUUACAUUGACCCGUUGAUGACGUAAAAGUAGUCCGAUUUUCAUUCCCCUAUACAUGUACCUAAGUAUCUAUCGUUAGCGUGCUUAGCUAAUACGUAGCUCGGGAAGGUCUCUCGAAUUGCUGACUUUCAUUUAUUAAUCAUUAAA